Molecule: messenger RNA, 522 nt
Organism: Stylonychia lemnae
Lineage: Eukaryota; Ciliophora; Spirotrichea; Sporadotrichida; Oxytrichidae
Source: the annotation of a GenBank genome assembly
AUGGGAAAUUGCUGUGUCCAAGAAAAGCCAGUCUAGGAUCUAAGGGAUAGUAAUACUUAAUCGACUAAUACCUCCACUUAAAAGAACUAGAGCAAAAAAUCUGCUAACAAUCCAAUAAAAUAAAAUAGAGAGAAUAGAGUAUCAUUUGGAUAAGCAGCUAAAGAAAACACUUAGAAAAUAUUAGAAUCAAAUGGCUAGAAGAAUUCAUCUUUGGAUUAAGCAGUCAAUCUUGGCACCCACCAUAGGGAGUCGAUUGACCAGUUUAACAAUGGCAAGUUUACCUUUGAGCCUAACAGUAAAUUGAACAUCAAUCACAAUGACAAUUAAAUUGGAGAUCAGGCUGUCUCAUUCGGCUUAGCUGGCGUCAUGAAUAACAAACUAGGUGGAGCUGAUAGCCAUUAUAGCUACAAAAAUCAAUCAAGGAGUGUAGUGUCAAGUUAACUUAAUAAAAUGCAGAAUUAGCAAAGCGGAAGCACAGUGAUCCCUGAGAAGGAUUUGGAACUAGAAGACGAAGAAUUUUGA